This is a messenger RNA of Scatophagus argus, 2537 nucleotides long. RefSeq lists its product as uncharacterized. Bases 853 to 2520 code for a protein of 555 amino acids. Lineage: Eukaryota; Metazoa; Chordata; Actinopteri; Scatophagidae. The transcript is spliced from 10 exons. The record is from RefSeq and is a predicted model, not a curated record.
ACAGCAUUAGAAAAAUAAUCUGUACUUCAUUUUACCCGUUCACUUGCUCUCUUCUUGCCAAUAAAUUAACAUUACUAAAUCUUAGCUUGUGUAACGACUUACCACUGGAGUUAAGAUGCUUGAGCUCUCCGCUUCAGCCACAGGGCUUGCAUUGGUUUGGUCGUUUGUGGCUGUCCUUUCACCUGCUCCCGGUAAACCGUGGCAAGUCGGUCUUUCUUCCUCCGCCGCUUCAACUUGGAGAAGAUGCUGUGCGUGUGUACGCUUCACGUGAUAGUAGAAGGAGUUAUACACCCUGUACUCACUUGGACAGCCAUCAAUCCCGCACACCACGCGAAAGUCAGGGUUGCGACUGUGCAUAGUAUUAAUGUGACUCAAAAGUUGUUUCAGAGUCAAUGCCAAAAAUAUGUAGCAUAUAAAGCAACGCCAAAUCAUGUUGGAAGCAAAGAUAUCACAGGCAAGCACGGUAAACUGGUCACAGCACAGGUCGGACUCGGUAGAGGAAGACUGCCGUAAACGCUCGUUACUAUGGUUACACGCGCCAGCGCGACGCUGAAGCUCAUUGCUAUAGUUACACCCGCCAGCUCGCUGCUGCAAAUGAGAAUGCCAUAAACGACCGUUAUAUUGGAGCGACUCAGACAGCUUGGAUUUGACGGAUUGAUGUGUUUCAUUGCAGGUAAAUGAAAGCGCUGAAUCCAGUGCUCAUUUUUUGUAGUUCAUGUCGCACACCCUUUCAGUGUUAUCGACGUUUCAAUUUACUUUCAGUGUUUAUUGUGUAUUUUGCAGCCAAAGGGAGACAUCGAGGUGAGCUAGCGGAGCUAACUUUAGCGGAGCUAACUAGCCAGCUAAGUCAGCAUGGAAGAAUUGGAUGAUGUCGCAGUGUCGAUUUUAAGGGCUGCAAACAUCACAGAGACAAUCAUGGGCACCCUGUCUCGUGAAGACUUGCGGGAUCUUUUCCCAGGCCCUGAGAACUUUUUACGCAGAAAAGCGGUCUGGCGUGUCUGUCAUGGUGCGUCGGAGGAGGAGUCUGGCCAAGAACACUCACAAUUAUCGGGCAGUUCCUCCUUUAAUGCGUCACCCAUGCGACAGACUUCCACUCCAGUGAACGCAAGUCCUGCAAGGUACACAACCCCUGAAAAGGUUGUGAAGUUAUCCUUUCCAGAAUAUGUAUUGCACACCGACACAGAACUUGAGCAAGUCCGACAACAAUACUUUGAGCUGUCGAAGAAAGGCGAACAGCGCAACUGCCAGAUGUCAAAGGAGCUCAGAUGUCGCCUCAUUCGAAACACCAUGAGCAGUAUGAUUGCAAUCCUGAGAGCAAAGGGGGAUGGAGAAUCGCACAGAUACCCAUCAAAGCCAGAAAUUACAGCCAUGGCAAAGAGAAUAGUACUGUACUACCCCUUGCUGCAGGACCAAGGCCUCCAUACAUGGGUCACUGUGUAUGCACAGCUAUACAAAAGAUUGCAAAAUGUGAGAUCUCCCCAAAAAAGAACUCCAGAUGGGAGACAUUCAAAGAGCUCUACGAAGAGGCGCUGUCUUGAGCAGCCAACAGACACAGAUGAAAUCGAUUUAAGUGACUCAACAAUCAUUCUAGAUCGAUCCACAGAGGGAAGUGUCAGCCCAGGCUCAGACAGUAACGAAAGUGAGUUAGAAGGACAAAGAAGAUCCCAGAGCCUACCUAAAGAAGCACCCUCUGCCCUGUCUAGUCUUGAUGCUAACAUGUCUGCAGAUGUUGACAGUCCAGACACCUACAGUCCAGCAACCAUGGCAAAGCACUACGAGACACUACAAACUUUGUAUAAAAGAAAAAAUCCAAACCACCAGGAUGUCUCUCAUCUCUUGGAUUUAGAAUUUGUGGCCAGAAGAGCAUUCAUUGAUUCAAAUACCAUUCGCAAGGAGGACAGACACAAGAAGGUUCUUGAAGCAUAUCCUUGUUUCAAGGAUGUUGGACAUGCGAUGGAGGAGCUUCAACGCAUUUUGGAUAAGGAUAAUACCAACUUCAUCGAUGAACUGAAGGAAAGAUGGCAAGACUUCUGCCAGAAGGUGCAGUUUUUUGGUCUUUGGAAGAAGGUGCUGAAACCCCCACUAGGAAUGGACAAAGCUGAACAGGCUCUUGAGAUCUUACGUGUCCUGCCAUCACUGUUCCCCUCCACGUCUGCUCCUCCAAAGAGGCUACGAGAUGCAAGUGAGGCUCUGGUCCAUGUCCUUGAGGAAAAAGAAGACCCCAAUUUCUACUUGAAGAAACGCCCUCUCUCCUGCCCGGUCCUGAUUGUCAGUUCGUCCAACUGCCUCCUAGUGGUAGGAGAUGUGGCAAUAACCACCUUUCCAAAAGACAAGCUUACCGAGAGUGCUUUAUAUCUUAUGGCCUACUAUUAUACCCUACACCUGACUUAUCCAAAGUGUGUAGCCACUCUGCUUUCAGUCAUACAGACGGAGGUCCUCUUAGACAGAAUCCAUGAGAGGGAUCUCACAUCAUCUUACAAGAAAAGCAUGGCUGAUUGGAAAGCUUUUAUUGGCCAAUAAAACCAAUGGUCACAUAU